CUAAGCUAAGCCCCAGCUAGUUUAGCUCGUAAGGUUCCUGUGUGGGAAAAAAAAAUGUGACUCUCUCAAAUCACGGUAAACGUGUGGCAAAGAUGUCAGCAUUUCGUGUCGCUUUCUCCCCGACGACGGUAUAUCGGCCGUCAUUUUGUCGGUUAAUAAACCAUGUUUUCUCACGAACAAACAUGGGUAACCUCCACAGGAGACGCACCAUGGCCUGCCUGCGUCUCCUGAACGCACCGCGUCUGUUCAGCUCACACCACCCAAAGGUCCCACAAGUGCCAACAUGGUCACCAGCAUCAGAGGACCAGCUUCCUGAGGCUGCACACAUCCCUGCUGAUCUGGUGGACAAGCUGGAGCGACUGGCCUUGGUGGAUUUCCGCACCAAGCAGGGACUGGCCUGUUUGGAGAAAGCCAUACGGUUUGCAGAUCAGCUUCAUGUUAUUGACACUUCAGGGGUAGAACCAAUGGAUUCAGUUCUAGAGGACAGGGCUUUAUACCUCAGGGAUGACAAAGUAACUGAAGGCGACUGUGCUGAGGAGUUGCUGCAGCUCUCCAAACAAACAGUGGAAGAAUAUUUUGUUGCACCACCAGGAAAUAUUCCUCUACCUAAGAGGGAGGAGAGGACUGCUAUGCUGAAACACUCAGAGUUCUGAUGUGCAGAAACUCAUCAUCGCUAUUUUUGUUGGUUUUUAUAUGAAAGAUUGGGUGUGGCUGUCGUGAAAUCAACGAGAUUAUAUGGCUGCAGUGUUUGCUGAAAGUUGAGGACAUAGCUCCUAACUUUGCUUAUCUAUAUCUAAAAACAGUGUGCAAGAAACUAUCUAAUGUCCAGCAGGUGUCACAUUUAGCUACAAAAAACUAAACAUUUCCAGGGUUUCAGUUUCAAUUGGCACCCAUGUUUAAGUUUCACUACCAUUUUACAAAAAUAAUUGAUCAGCAUUGCAAUGCCUGAUGUAUGAGGAUUAAGGAAAAUAGCUAAACGUUUCUGAUACACACAAGUAUCUUUAUUUAAUGUCUCUUUUAUUUUAAGUCCAUUCUUUCAAAUCAUUGUUGUAUUUAUACAUCUAGUGUCCAUUUCCACUUAAUGAUGACCUCCUGAAUGUCUCAUAUGGCCUUCCUUUAAUUGAAAUCACCAUAAUUGUCAAGAAUUUCACACUAAAGAUGAUCGGAAAAUAAAGUUAUAAUCAGAA
This is a messenger RNA of Cololabis saira (Pacific saury), 1187 nucleotides long. RefSeq names its product glutamyl-tRNA amidotransferase subunit C (gene gatc). Gene Ontology annotation, cellular component: mitochondrion; glutamyl-tRNA(Gln) amidotransferase complex. The record is from RefSeq and is a predicted model, not a curated record. Lineage: Eukaryota; Metazoa; Chordata; Actinopteri; Beloniformes; Belonidae. The transcript has 5 exons. The coding region runs from base 93 to 653 and encodes 186 amino acids. Gene Ontology annotation, molecular function: glutaminyl-tRNA synthase (glutamine-hydrolyzing) activity. Gene Ontology annotation, biological process: regulation of translational fidelity; mitochondrial translation; glutaminyl-tRNAGln biosynthesis via transamidation.